UUUUCAAUCCUAGGGCUUUUCUCUGUGAGCAGCAAAGAAGAAAGGGUUCUUCUCUCUUAAUUUAUCAUGAUCUCUCACCUUCUUCUUCUUCUCUCAGAGAUCAUCAAACCCUAGCAUCCAUGUCUCUGAUCGAGAACGAAGAUUUUCAGCACGCUCUACGUGUUUUGAGCACAAAUGUCGAUGGAAAGCUGAUCAAGUUCGCGCUUGCAUCGAUCUAGGGUUUUGGAUGCUUCUAUUGUCAAGAAAAGAAGCAACAUUGGGCGAUAUGCGUUUCUGGAGCCUCUCAGAAUGAAAAAGGUUCUAUUUUUAACAAGAAGAUCAGUAAACGCUGCUUAAAUUGCGAGGGAGGAGAUGAAUGUUGAUUCAGAAGCUUUCAAACUCAAAAAUUGAAAGCAGAAGAAAAGACUAGGAUGAAACAGUCUAGUAGAAAGGAAGAGAUAAAAGUGAUGGAAAAGAGGGUAUUGAGGUCAAAGUAUGUAAAGGAAAGAGAAGAAGCUGACAGCAGUAAGGGGUUGUUAGCUCUUUCUGCGGCUGAUCGCAAAAGGGAUAAUUCUUCCCGCAGGAAAAAGGCUAAGAACGAUCAGUUGAGUAGUGAGCGGGAGACAAAGCUAAACCCGAAGAAGAUUUCGAAGCUGAAAGUAACAAAGGAAAGGGAUGGAGCUGACUCUGUAAAGAAAUCAGGUCCAGAAAGAAAGAGAAGUAGAGAAGCAGUUGAUGAUAAGACCAGUUUGAAGAAAUUUCGAUUGGGGCAUUUGAAACACAAGCAAGAAGAGGGCAUGGAAAGUUGUGAGGGAAAUAUUAAAAGGAAAUUUCUCAGGUCUGGAGACAAGCGCUCCAAGCCCAAUGAGGAAAGAAUGCAGGAGGACUCGGAAAGGAAAACUGGGGCAGAAACUGAGAAUUGUAAGUGGAUUGAGCGAUCGACUGCGAGGACACUAAGGAAACUGAAAGCUAACAACAGUUUUUUGGACAGCACCAGAAAAGAUGAUGUUGAUGUUUCCCAGCAGAGUGGUGGUGUUUUAAGGGUUUUGCCAAGUAACAAGAAGGUUGGUGGGAUCGAAGAAGGCCAAAUACAGAGGGAAGAAAAAGAAGAAAGAAAAACCAAGAAACCAAUUUCCACCGCUAAGUCAGUUAAAAAAGAUCAGUUGAACCCGAGAAAAGUUUCUUCGGGUGAGAUUGCAAAACCCGGAAAGGCAAAAUCAGAAGCUUCUGCUAAGAUCCAGCUGUACACAAAAGGUAAAGCUAGUGAAGGUCAAAGCACUGUGAAACAAAGAAUCCGGGAUCAGAUAAAGGGUAUCCUUUUAGAUGCUGGUUGGACGAUUGAACUGAAACCCAGAAGAGGUAGAAACUACAAUGACAAUGUGUAUAUGCCCCCAACUGGAGGAGGAGGGCUUUGGUCAAUCACAAAAGCUUACAAUGUUUAUGUGAAGAGCUUUAAUGAGAACUCUUCUCGAGGUAAUCAAGGCCAUGAGGGAAAGAAUCCAACAUUUGCAACUGUCCCGGCAGAACUUUUGCAAAUGCUGACUAAGAAUAUGGUAAACAAGAGAAGAAGGAAGAAAGAAAUUGAAAAGGCCAAGAAGUUAGGAGUAAGGAAAAAAGGUGAGGGAAAUGUCAGAAGAACAAGCUCCAAAGGCGCGGGAGGUACAAAUAAACUUCACCCAAGUGUUAGAAACAAGAAGAGAGGGUGUGCGCUGUUGGUUCGUGGAUCUAGUCAGGGCACGGAUAUCAAUGACAAUGAUGGUUAUUUUCCAUACAUUUGGAAAAGGACCAUUCUAUCAUGGAUGGUAGAUUUGGGCAUCGUGCAUGUAGAUGAAAAGGUGAAGUACAUGAACAAGAAAAAAACACGAGCUUUACUGGAGGGAGUUAUAACAAGAGAUGGUAUUCGUUGUGGCUGCUGUAGUAAAAUUAUCCCUAUCUUCAAAUUUGAGAUUCAUGCUGGUAGCAGACUGCAUCAGCCAUAUGAAAAUAUUCUUAUGGACAGGUCAGGAAUUUCCCUUUCGCAGUGCCUACUGAAUGCAUGGGAGAAGCAGCAAGAAUCUGAGCGGCUGGGUUUUCACAAAGUAGACAUUGAAGGUGAUGACCCAAAUGAUGAUACUUGCGGUAUCUGUGGAGAUGGUGGUGACUUGAUCUGCUGUGAUGGUUGUCCUUCUACUUUCCAUCUUAACUGCUUGGAUCUUCAGAUGCUUCCUCCUGGUGUUUGGCACUGUGCUAACUGUACAUGUCGAUAUUGUGGGUUAGUUUCUGGUGCUGUUUCAAAAGAAGAUGGUUCAGAUGCUUAUAUGUUACUGACGUGUUCUCAGUGUGAGAGAAAAUAUCACCGUGAGUGUAUCCCUGAAGAAGAUUUUGUUUCUGUUCAUUCAAAUGAUUCAGACACUUCAUUUUGCGGGAAGACUUGCAGAAAGAUACUUUGGCAACUGCAUAAGCUUCUUGGAAAAAAGAAUGACUUGGAAGCGGGUUUAUCAUGGCGCCUCAUCCGUUGUCUCGGUGAGGAUUCAUCCAGAUAUCCUUGCAAUCUGCCUCAGAAAACAGAAUGCAACUCUAAGAUUGUUGUCGCUUUUGCGGUUAUGGACGAGUGUUUUCGUCCUAUCAUAGACCAGAGGAGUGGCAUCAAUCUGGUCCAUAAUGUUGUCUAUAACUGUGGAUCAAAUAUCAAUCGCCUAAGUUACACUGGCUUUUAUACUUUUGUUCUGGAGCGAGAGGAUGAAAUUAUUUCUGUUGCAUCUGUCAGAAUACAUGGUGCCAAGCUGGCAGAAAUGCCAUUUAUUGGGACAAGAAACAUGUACAGGCGCCAGGGGAUGUGCCGCAAACUCCUUAAAGGAAUUGAAUCAGCUCUCUAUUCUCUUAAUGUUGAAAUUUUGAUAAUACCGGCUAUAGCUGAAUUGAUGGAAACCUGGACUAGUAAUUUUGGCUUUGAGCCUCUAGAGCUUCUACACAGAAAGGAAGUUAGCUCCACAAAUACGUUGAUUUUCCCUGGUACUGGUCUAUUGUAUAAACCAAUAGUAAAAAAGGGUUCAACUGAAGAACAUACAACUUCUGAUGGAGGUGAACUGGGUGAAUCUGCAACUGAUAAUGGACAUGUAUCCGAAGCCCCAAAUAAGCAUGAGGAAGAAGGUGCAGGACUUGUUCUCGAGAAGACUGAAAACUCUGAUGCUUCUUCUAAAUCUCAAUCACAAACUCCUGCAUUUGAAUCUUUGGCUAGUGCCACUGAUGUGGAUCUUUCUACUCAUCCCAAAUUGGAUCAAAAUGAUAUUACAUGUGAAGAUACAUUAGGGGUGCAUUCUCCCAAGGAGCCUAAGAUUGAAAUACCUCGUGUAGGUACUCUUCAUGGGAAUCAGGAAAGCACAAAUCCUGUGUUUAUCGCAAUGUCAGAUCAAAGUGCAGGCGCUGCCAAACAUGACACAAAUGUCAAGACUUCCUAUUAUUCAGCUGAUAAUUCUACACAGCAUCUUACCUCGCCAGAGGUUGAUGAUGGAGCUCUUAGUGUUAAUUCUGAAUCUAACAUCUCAUCUGCUUGUGGAAUCAAGAGUUACGUGAUGCCACCUGAUACUCAUAAUCACAGGCAGCAUAUUAUAUCGAAGGAUUCUGCACUUGUGGUUAACGGUGACUCUGCUUGUUCUGAAAUUGUUACAGCUUCACAUGUUCAUAGUUCUAUUGUCAAGUCCCCAAAACUGAGUUAUGCUGAGGAUAGUAAUGGUGGUGUCGAUUCAUCUGUAUGCAAAAGUGGAACACCAGGCGGAGCAUUGAACUGUUGUUUAACAUGACUUACAGGAAGUAAAUGGUGUUGCUGCUGAUGUUCGGAUUGAGACUGAUGGUGUGCUUGAUACUACUAUUCAUGAAGAUAUUUUGGAAGAAAGCUCAUCUCCUAGCCAGUGGUUGCUCCACAGAUGUCGAUAUUUAAAUUUAUACUUGGAUUUGCGACAAAGCGCAUAUCAAAACUCUUGCGCAUCAACUGGAUGCCUAAAUUAUCAGUAUCUAGAGUCAUAAUGAGUUGCAUGUCUCAACAUUGGCGCAGGCAGAAGGUGAAUUUUGGGAACAUCCUCUUAGAACAGUUUGUUUACAGCAUUUUGUUCUUGAUCCUUUAUUUAGCCGCUCUCUUUUUGAGAUGAUUUUUGGGUGAACAGGUCUUUUUGUCGUAAAAUGAAAGUGGUAAAGCUCCAGCACUGCCAUUUCUUCGACUGUACAUAGGACUUCACUGUUAAGGAGUUGCUGAUGUUAUCGAGUUAUACUGGCUAACAGUAACCUGACCGUCUAAUAGAUCAUGAGCAGGCUGCUGCUCAUGUAAUAUAUUAAUGAUUACAUGUGCUAAUUUUGGUUUCAAGUGAUCAAUUUUGUGAAAGAAAAAACAUUUGCAUUGUGGUAGUGAUCAUUCUUGUGCAUCUCAAAAAGUGAAAUGAAGCGAAUAUUUACAUUUUGGUCA
Asparagus officinalis (garden asparagus) is the source of this 4414-nucleotide messenger RNA. RefSeq lists its product as uncharacterized. NCBI's taxonomy places the organism in Eukaryota, Viridiplantae, Streptophyta, Magnoliopsida, Asparagales, Asparagaceae. The transcript has 9 exons. The coding region runs from base 411 to 3758 and encodes 1115 amino acids. Gene Ontology annotation, biological process: negative regulation of DNA-templated transcription. Gene Ontology annotation, molecular function: transcription corepressor activity. The record is from RefSeq and is a predicted model, not a curated record.